Messenger RNA from Microplitis mediator, 1992 nucleotides. RefSeq lists its product as uncharacterized. The transcript has a single exon. Gene Ontology annotation, molecular function: nucleic acid binding. NCBI's taxonomy places the organism in Eukaryota, Metazoa, Arthropoda, Insecta, Hymenoptera, Braconidae. The coding region runs from base 1 to 1992 and encodes 663 amino acids. Gene Ontology annotation, biological process: DNA integration. The record is from RefSeq and is a predicted model, not a curated record.
AUGCAACUUUUGUGGAAGGCUGGACUAGCCUGGGAUGAAUCAAUCCCGAUCUCAAUUCACUUACUAUGGGCCCAAUUUCGGGCCCAGCUGCCCAUGAAUGAAGGGCUGCGCUUUAAACGCAGCGUUGCUCCCUCGGGGGCAGUCGAUAUCCAGUUACAUGGAUUUUGCGACGCAAGCGAGCGAGCAUACGAAGCAUGUAUGUACACUCGCUCUACCGAUGAGGAUGGGCAUGUUCUUACUCAUCUGGUUUACUCAAAAUCACGAGUCGCCCCAGUGUCGUCACUAUCAUUACCUCGAUUAGAGCUCUGCGCUGCUUUAUUACUUUCCAGACUCUAUGAUGUAACUAUUAAAACCCUAUUGCUAGAUAUUAAGGACGUCUACUUAUGGUCUGGACUAUCACACUUCAUUGGACACACCCCUCCUCCCUUACUAAAAACCUUCGUCGCCAAUCGAGUGGCGGAGAUUCAGAGGCUUUAUAAUCGUUGCCAUUGGCGCCACGUGUCUUCACAAGACAAUCCCGCGGACUCUAUUUCUCGUGGACAAACUCCGGCCGAGUUCGCUGCCAGUAAUAUCUGGCAGACUGGCCCAAGCUGGCUGCAGUACGAACCUAGCAGAUGGCCAAAGGAGGCUCUCUCUUCAAUCGACAUUCCAGAAAUGAAGCCCGUGGCUCCCGAUUGCGUGCUUUGUAUGAAAAUAGAGUGCGGACUCAAUGAUCUGCUAGAAAAGUACCACUCUAGUUAUAAAUUAAAACGGGUUGUGGCUUACUUAAUGCGUUUUAUUUAUAACGCUCGCCAUAAAGAUCAUCGCAGAUUUGAUCGGUUAAGUUUACAGGAGCUACAACAAGCUCAUGAUCUCAUAAUAAGGAUUACCCAGCGCUCAGCCUUCCUAAAAGAAAUUAAUCAACUAAAAAACAAUGAAGUAAUUUCCGGAAAUAGUAAAUUAAUUCCGUUAAAUUCCUAUCUCAACGAGCAAGAUCUUCUAAGAGUAGGAGGAAGGCUGGCUCGUUCCUUGCUAAGUAAGGAGCAGCAACACCCCCUGCUCUUGCCAGCUCAUCAUUAUAUAACGCGUUUUAUCAUAACCGAAGAACGCGUGUGGCUGAAGCAUGUUGGCACUCAAGCCACUCUAUACUUGGUGCGCCAAACGUAUUUUCCUUUAGACGGUCGCAAAAUUACGCGAAAAAUUAUCUAUCGUUGCAUUACCUGCUUUCGAGCAAAGCCGUGUGCCGCUGAUCACGUCAUGGGAAUCCUGCCUGAACCCCGUGUCACCCCUUCCCGUCCUUUCCUCCGUGUUGGAAUCGGCUACUGCGGUCCCAUGUACAUAAAGGAAAAACGCUUUCGCAAUCGCAGCCGAUUGAAGGUUUAUGUUGCAAUUUACGUAUGCAUGUCAACCAAAGCAGUCCACUUAGAACUAGUAAGUGAUCUCACCACUGAGGCUUUUAUUGGCAGCCUCCGAAGACUGUUUUCAAGGCAUGGAAAAUCUCUCGAGAUGUACUCGGAUAAUGCCACAAAUUUUGUCGGAGCAAACCGUGAGUUUAAUGAGCUACAAACAUUGUUUAACUUGGAGAAGCAUAAGAGCUCCAUAUUAAGUUUUCUUACGUCCGAAAGGAUAACUUGGCAUUUUAUUCCUCCUCAUGCCCCUCACUUAGGUGGGCUCUGGGAGGCCGCCGUAAAAUCUUAUAAGCACCAUCUGAUUCGUACAGUUGGUGAUACUCUUUUGACAUUUGAACAGCUCGAGACUUGCGUUAUUGAAAUAGAAGCAAUUGUAAAUUCCUGCCCUAUCUCUCCUAUGUCCUCUGAUCCAAAUGACCUGCUCUCCCUUACCGCUGGUCAUUUCCUUAAUGGUGGCCCUCUGACAAGCUUUCCUCAAAACGACCUCAUCAACAUACCAUCUAAUCGCCUAUCAACUUGGCAACAUGCUCAGCAGCUGAAGCAACAUUUUUGGAAGCGAUGGCACAGGGGAUACCUACAGCAGCUCAUAACCCUAAGCAGGUAA